CCUGUACAUUGCAUAUUUCAUUCAAAUUACCACAGCGAAAUGCUGCUACAUGAUACCGACAGUUAGAUAUGGAUAACAAUGGGAGUGCUUAUAGACUAUUAAAAAACGUAGUGGACACAUUGAAUUGCAAAUACAAGAUAUUUCCUGUUGCAGGCCUAAUUAUAGGUGGUUUGUCUUUGGCAUGGUUUCUAUGCACUGCAUAUUGCAGCAAGAGAAAACAGUGGCGUUCAGAAACUAAUGGACAUGGUAAUAGAUCCGUCGAACCUGAAAAGCCAAGAGUGUCUAUCUUUGCAAGUGAUUUGAUAUUUAAGAAAGGAACUUACGAUCUGAUCGAACGAUGUCUAGAUCCGCUGGUUCAAUUAGCAGAUCACACUCAAUUAUAUGUGUUUUUUGAGGUCUCUAAUGAAAGUGAUAUCGCAAACAUUUUAGCAAGCCUUGAUUCUGCAGGAGCGUUUCGUGGAGGACUUAUGAAACAUCGGGUGUUGUUCUCUCAAACAAGUGCCGGUCGUGGAUCUAUGGUUAGGCAACUGCAACCCCGUAUUCAUAUGGAAACGAAUGCGGCCGUUGUACAGGCUAUCACUGGCAAAGUGGCCAAUAUCAUGCAUUAUGUGGCAGGCAACGGUGCCUCUGAAGCAUCUCAAAUAGAUGACAAAUCAGGGCAAUGCGUACCCAUAUCAGUUGAAUCAACCGCAGCAAUAGUCGAUAUCAUACUGCCAUUUGUUGCAGAAACAUAAACUGAAAUG
Molecule: messenger RNA, 743 nt
Organism: Babesia bovis T2Bo
Lineage: Eukaryota; Apicomplexa; Aconoidasida; Piroplasmida; Babesiidae
Product: putative integral membrane protein
Exons: 6
Coding region: 69-734 (221 amino acids)
Biological process (GO): peroxisome organization
Source: RefSeq, a predicted model, not a curated record